AGCGCGCGCCUCACAAUUCAACAGCUCCACAUAGCGACUUGCAAACAUUGAGUAAGAACAAUAUGACCUAAAAUUGUAGGAAGGUGAACAAAUUUGGCUAGCUGCUAUUAUUCAUGAAUUAGCUAGUUUAGCGACAGGAUGUAACACGCAGUUUAUUUCACUUAGAUAUAUAAUUUCGAUUAAUUGAAAGUAUACCUGGAAAGCCUGAAUUGGAAUCUACCUACUAAGACCUAACUCCCCUGGAUGAAUCACUGACAAUCUUCCACAUUGAUAUUCAGAAACGUCAUCCAGUAACUCCUUACUUAUAGAAUACUUAAGUAUAUAGAUCAAUUGCAACUUUUGAGGAAAUGCCAACUCACCUGUUGCCAUAUGUGGAAAGUCCAGAUGGACUUGGACAAGACGUUCUAAAUAUUAGUAGUGGUGCUAGCAUGCCAGGGUCUGGCUCCAGCAUGACUCCUCACAGUGCCACCAUCACUAACAAAGCUGAGGCUCAGCCCGAGGGAAGCCUGCUGGAAGCCCUGGACUGUAUGUUUUGUGACCAGACCUUCACACACCAAGAUGACCUGGGCCCACACGUCCUGACCCAGCACCCCACAACACUGUUCGAAACAACAGUUCUGCGUGUGGAGGCAGAGUUCUUGAUCCCAGGUGAGAGGGCCCGGUCCAAACCCAGGUUGCCAUCUGUGAAGGAGGUGGUAUUUAGCUGCGUUGUGUGUGAUCAGGCCACAGAGGGUGCCAGUGAGCUGGAGAGCCACAUGAGGACACACAAGGACUGUUUCACAUUUCACUGUAACUUUUGUGGCCGGCGGUUCAAAGAACCCUGGUUUCUCAGGAACCAUAUGAGGUUCCAUAAGGCUAAGGCCCAGCAGAACCUGGAUGGUCCAGUUAUUAUCAAUGAAGUCAUCCAAGACCAAGUCCCAGAGCCCGUAAUCACCCCUUAUAAAAUGUGCUUUACCUGUGGCUUCUUUUUUCCCGAUAAACACCAUUUGGUGGAACACAGCAAAGUACAUAGAAAAGAAUUAGAGGCUGAUGAAAACAGAGAGAAGUAUAGACAGGAAGAUCCCCUCAGUCAACAAGGUUUUUUACAGGUACUCAACCUUCGCCCCCUCUCUGAGAAAAGUACUAUACCAGAGAGAUCUUCUAGGUGGAUUGCUCAACUAGACCCUUUCAACACCUACCAGGCCUGGCAACUUGCCACCAAGGGAAAGAUAGCAGUUUGUCCAAGUAUGGCUAAAGAUCUAGGCCUAAUCCAAGACCACAGCUCUAACAACGAGGACUCUGGCUCAGAUAAAGAACUGACAAACAUCUGGUCAGAAGGCCAAGAAGGUGACAACAAGUGUGUUAAAGACAACUUGGGUAGAGAACUGAGAUCCAGACAGACUGCUGGAGAGACCCCAUCACCAGAACCUAAUCAGAAGUCAAGUCGAAAUGACAAGCCGACGCACUGUGAGGACUGUGGGAGGACAUUCAGGACGUACCACCAGCUUGUUCUCCACUCCAGGGUGCACAAGAGGGAGAGGGGUGAGGCGGAGAGCCCCACCGCCUUCAUUGAUGGCAAGCUCUCGAGAGCAGAGUCCCCCAAAGAAGAGGGGUCUGAAGAAGGGUCAGAUGACGGAGCACCGGGAGAUGCCUUAUUUUCAGAUAAAAGUGAAGAUGGAUUUGAUCAAAUGAAGGUGAAACAUCUUGUGUCCUCCAGGGAGUGUAGUUACUGUGGCAAGACAUUCCGUUCCAGCUAUUACCUCAACAUUCACCUCAGGACCCAUACAGGUGAAAAACCACACAAAUGUAUAUACUGUGACUAUGCUGCAGCCCAGAAAACCUCACUGAGAUAUCACUUAGAUAGACGUCACAAGGACAAACCUUACACUGACAUCCCCAAUAAGCCUGUGAUAUCUGUGCCAUCUCCCAGUGAGAAAGAAUUCACCAGAAACAGAGAUGACAAACGGGUCCCCAACCGAUCCAAACUGUGGCCAACUCCCAAUGUCAGGCCUGCAACCAAACCUUGUGCCAUUAUGAAACCAGAGGAUAGAUUUAAUAGCAUCGGUGUCAAGAUUGCCAGCCCACUUGCUCAAGUGAAUGCUGAGUAUGGGAAAUUGAUUUCUACGGCUGCUUACUCUUCUUCUGCACACAUAAAAUGCCCCGUACCUGUUAACCUGAAGAUGAAAGGACAGGAGACAAAACACCCCGUACCUGUUAACCUGAAGAUGGAAGGACAGGAGACAAAACACCCCGUACCUGUUAACCUGAAGAUGGAAGGACAGGAGACAAAACACCCCGUACCUGUUAACCUGAAGAUGGAAGGACAGGAGACAAAACACCCCGUACCUGUUAACCUGAAGAUGAAAGGACAGGAGACAAAACACCCCGUACCUGUUAACCUGAAGAUGGAAGGACAGGAGACAAAACACCCCGUACCUGUUAACCUGAAGAUGGAAGGAAAGGAAAUAAAUGAUGAGGGCUUCAGCGCCCCAUUAAAUUUGUCCUUAAAAGUUUCACUUUCCAUCUCCGCCACCCUAAUACCAAGGAAUGUGUUGAUUUCCAAUGCCUGUUCGUCCUGUGCCUUCAGCACUAUGUACCCAGAGGUCCUGCUCAUGCACAAGAAGCUGCUUCACAAGGAGAAGUCUGACAUAACUAAGAAGAACAGAAGUCUAAAACUGAAGCGUUAUACUGGCUGCCCCCCUGCCCUUGAGGGCAAAGAUGUCACCCUGCUGCCUCUUGUAGAUCGGAGACACCCUCGCCGGACCAAAUCCCCAACCCCUCAGUCUCCUGGAAAACGUACAGGAAAGACUCACCCCUCCAACCCUCAUGGGCCUAAACAGUCUCUCACCAAUGAACCCCGGAAGGCGAUGGGAGCCCUGGGCCUGGACAAUCAGCGGUACAGGAUGAUGAUGAUGCCGCCUACCACCAGCCAGGGCCAAUCCAGGUUUACAGAGCCAGCAGAACAAUCCAACACCAAUGGUAGAAAAUAUAGCAAACCUGUAAUGGAGAGACCGAGGCAGAGCCCAUCGGACAGCAGAGUGGCAAGCGGCUUAAGAAGCGGUCCUGUGAGGAGCGGUAGUGUUGUAAUCUGGCCCUCAGAUGCUGCCAGGCUAUGCCUCUCCAGCCGGUUCGGUAGUCUUCCCCCAAUGGACUUUGGUGGUGAACCUUCCAGUAAGAGGCAGAGAUUCUCUGUGCUCCCCGGAAGGGAAACGGACACUGUUGAUACUGGCUUUAGGAUGGAGGACAGGUACAACAGACUGCUUCCCUCAGGAAGAAAUGUAGCCUCUCCCUCUCACAGGCUGCAAGCCUAUGCCCCAGUCAAAGCGUCCAACCCUCCAGCCUCUGCAAGCAGCAGCAGCAUGGAGACUGACUGGAAUAUGAUCAACAUCCUCCGUUCCUACACCCCCAGUGACCUGGCCUCCCUCUACCAUCCCACUGUGGCUAACCCCAGUCAUGGAGUGCAGACAAACCCAAGAGGGAGUAGGCCAUUACUCUACCCAGCUAGUAUGCUACAGAGGAGAGCCUAUUCCAGACCCAUCAGUAAUGAAUGCAGUGGACCCACUGACAAAAGGGCUUAACUGUUCUAAUGGUAUGCUAUUGUUCUGGUUGACUUCACCGGUCAUGGUGUAAGUAACUUUGUCUUAAGUUCUGUGUUGAGAUAAAUAGAAUACAUUUGAUAGCCUUCCAUAGGUUUGAAAUACACUGAGAAGUUCAUGCUACAAUCAUCUUUUGAGAGUUUACCUGGAGGAAAGGCCUGACCCAUAAAUGACCUACCCCCACUGAUCUAUACACAUCCAUCUAAUAUAACAGUUGAGGUAGUUGACAAAUGACUGUUUGAAUAUCAUAUUGUUAUGGUUGCACUAGAUAAAACAUGUAUAAAUGAGAAGUGUUAAGAGGAAGUUACCUUUUGUUUAUUAAUACGCUGGUCUGUCUAAUAUGACAUACAGUCAGCAAUCAAAGGACCAUGUUUUUGUCAAAGCACUGAUGUUGGGUAGGGUUUUAUCUGACCUACAGCUUGAGUUCUUAGUUUACAAAACAAAAGCUGUAUGUUGACAUAUCUUGCCUCAAACUCAAUUUGUUGACGCUCAUAGUAGGCAGUUAUUUUUGUGAUGAUAUGAAGCUGCAGUAGCUAUCAUGUCUACUAUUGAGCCAGUGCAUUUUGGAGAGUUGGGAGCAACAUGUCUGUGCCUAUAAGUAGUAGUUAUUCACUGGAUAAACAUGAUCAGAGCCUGAAGCCAGGGAUUCCUGCUACUGGGUAUUAUGUGAAAU
Molecule: messenger RNA, 4248 nt
Organism: Oncorhynchus tshawytscha (Chinook salmon)
Lineage: Eukaryota; Metazoa; Chordata; Actinopteri; Salmoniformes; Salmonidae
Product: zinc finger protein 217
Exons: 5
Coding region: 348-3557 (1069 amino acids)
Biological process (GO): regulation of DNA-templated transcription
Cellular component (GO): nucleus
Molecular function (GO): DNA-binding transcription factor activity, RNA polymerase II-specific; RNA polymerase II cis-regulatory region sequence-specific DNA binding
Source: RefSeq, a predicted model, not a curated record